This is a messenger RNA of Sebastes umbrosus (honeycomb rockfish), 1090 nucleotides long. Its product is annotated as zinc finger protein 239-like. Lineage: Eukaryota; Metazoa; Chordata; Actinopteri; Perciformes; Sebastidae. The transcript has 3 exons. The record is from RefSeq and is a predicted model, not a curated record. The coding region runs from base 158 to 1090 and encodes 310 amino acids. Gene Ontology annotation, biological process: negative regulation of transcription by RNA polymerase II; regulation of immune system process; regulation of cytokine production.
UUUAUAAUUUUCGAACAGGAUUCCAUCGCGGUUACCAUGGAGACCAUCAGUCAAACGUGCAUCUCUGAGCUCGGUGAAGAGGAGACGGCCAUCAUCACCAGCAGGACUCAACUAAACUUAAACUUCAUCAACACACAAAAAACGAGUUGACUCACAGAUGGAGGGAUGUCUGGUUGACGUGGAGAUAACCAGCAGCAGCACAAUGAGCUCAUCAGCAGAGGUAAAGAAACAGACGGCCACAAAUCCAGCCGGACCUCACGGUGAGGCUGAGGAGAGUUUUUUAGGAAGACAAGUGGAUUCACAACAUCAGAGUGCUGAGACUGUGGAGAAACCAUACCGCUGUGACUGGUCUUUCUCAGAGAAUCUGAAGUAUCAUCAGCGUAUCCACGCUGGAGAGGAGCCCUACACCUGCGACCAGUGUGGAAAGACUUUCACACAAGCUGGAAAUCUAAAGACUCAUCAGCGUAUCCACGCUGGAGAGAAGCCCUACACCUGCGACCAGUGUGGGAAGACUUUCACACAAGCUGGAAAUCUAAAGAUUCAUCAGCGUAUCCACGCUGGAGAGAAGCCCUACACCUGCGACCAGUGUGGGAAGAGUUUCAGACAUCAUAACUCUUUAAAGGCUCAUCAGCGGACUCACUCUGGAGAGGAGCCCUACACCUGCGACCAGUGUGGGAAGAGUUUCAGACGUGCUGGAAAUCUAAAGACUCAUCUGCGUAUCCACACUGGAGAGAAGCCGUACACCUGCGACCAGUGUGGGAAGACUUACAGACAUCGUAACUCUUUAAAGACUCAUCAGCGGACUCACUCUGGAGAGGAGCCCUACACCUGCGACCAGUGUGGGAAGAGUUUCAGACAUGCUGAAACUCUAAAGACUCAUCUGCGUAUCCACACUGGAAAGAAGCCGUACACCUGCGACCAGUGUGGGAAGAGUUUCAGACAUCGUAACUCUUUAAAGAUUCAUCAGCGGACUCACUCUGGAGAGGAGCCCUACACCUGCGACCAGUGUGGGAAGAGUUUCACACAAGCUGGAAAUCUAAAGACUCAUCAGCGGACUCACACUGGAGAGAAGCCCUGCGUACACCUGUGA